AUGACAAUUGUCAUCAGCAGGUCACUUUCUCUCAGAAUGAAAUCACCUGAUAAACAUUUUAUUAAAAUAUCAAAAUAUUUGAGAAGAAACUGGCGAAAUAUCCUUCUCACCAAUUGUCAAUUGUGUCCACAACAACGUUUACCUUCGUUUGAUGAAAUAUGUAUUUGGGUAAAUAGCACCAAACAAUCGACAACAGGUGAUAAAGAGAAUGGUUUUGAUAUCACCAGUGAUGAUGAACUGUACUAUCAACCAGCACCAAGACCUGUUAAAAGGUCUCGUCAAAAGAAGGCAAUAUCCAUUUUAUCAAAGCCAGUCAUCUAUAUUGCUGAAGAAGAACCGGAAUCUAUUCAUGAAGAAGUGUGUGAAGUGGUAGACGAGGAAUCAGAGAAACGAUAUCGUCAGUUGGCGUGUGAUAUUAUCAACGAAUAUUCGGAGAAACAUGAACACUUGAGAUAUGUCAGUGAUUAUCCGAAGUUAAUCGAUUAUAUUAUAAACAUGGCUCCCUGGAAAGUAUGGCAU
This is a messenger RNA of Didymodactylos carnosus, 519 nucleotides long. The record is from the annotation of a GenBank genome assembly. NCBI's taxonomy places the organism in Eukaryota, Metazoa, Rotifera, Eurotatoria, Philodinida, Philodinidae.